AUGCGCCUCCCCCAGUCCAAACUGGCAUUUGGGGGCUUUGGCCAGGAGCCCGGCCUUGAGGAGGUCUUGCGAUACACUGCUCACAUGUUCCAGAUGCUGUUCCCCAUUUGUCCAGGAAUCCCCCCUCCCCACCUGGUGAUGUCAUUACCCCUCGAAGAGCCCCCCGAUGGCGGCUGGGGCUGGCUGAUAGUCCUGUCUGGCUUCCUGGCCAAUUCCCUCACCUACGGGGUCUUGCGGUCCCUCGGCAUCCUCUUCGAAGACCUCGUGGAAGCCUUUGACGCGAGUGCUGCCCAGAUUUCCUGGGUAACGGCCAUUGCCCUGGCGACGGAGCAGUUUGCCAGUCCCAUUGGCACGGCUGCCAGCAUGCGCUAUGGAGCCCAGCCGGUGGUGGUGGCUGGCGGCUUGCUGUCCUCUCUGGGCAUUCUGUGGGCCUCCUUUAGCACCAGCUUGCUGCAGUUAUACCUCACCUUGGGGCUUCUGACAGGUUUUGGCUGGGCCUUGGCCUUUGCCCCGGUGAUGGGCACCCUCGCCCGCUAUUUCUCCUCCAGGCGCUCCGUGGCCAUGGGCCUUGCCCUGACGGGCAACGGGCUUUCCUCCUUCGCCCUUUCCCCACUCCUGCGGCUCUUGGCGGAGUCCCUCGCCUGGCGCGGGGCCUUGCUGGUGACCUCCGCUUUGUCCCUGCACCUGGUGGUCUGCGGGGCCCUCCUCCGGCCCCUGGUCUUGCAGGGGGACCGGCUGGAAUCGGGAUCCUUGUUUGACUGGGCUCUUUUUACCCAGCGAGGGUUUGGGGCCUUUUCUUUCGGGACUGCCCUGCUGGCGGCCGGGUACUUCACCCCUUACGUGCACCUGGAGCCUUUUGGGCGGGCACUGGGCCUAGACCCCUACAAAGCUGCCACGCUGGUGUCCGUCGCGGCUCUGUCUGAUGCCCUGGCCCGCCUGCUGGCCGGUUGCUUUGCUGACCGUCGCCUCAUCGUGCCGGCCCGUCUGCUGGUACUGCUGAACUCCCUCACUGGCUGCAGCCUCCUCCUCCUCCCGCUUGCCUCCUCCUACGUAGACGCCCUCAUCCUGGCACUGCUGUACGGCGUCAGCGCAGGGAGUUUUGCCACAGUGGCCUUUGGAGUCUUGCCAGAGAUUGUUGGUGUCACCCGUGUCAUGAACGCCACUGGACUGUGCCUGAUGGUGAUGAGUGUUGGGGGGUUGCUGGGACCCCCCCUGUCCGGCUUCCUGCGAGACGUAACGGGCGCCUUCACGGUCUCGUUCCUGGCGGGCGGAACCUUUGUCCUCUCGGCCAGCCUCGUCUUCCUGGGCCUCCCGUCGUUCUUUGCCGGCUGCAGGGCCUGUGGGGGUGAUGGGGCCCCUCCCAGGGCCCAAGGCGCACCCCACGCCCUGCUGGCACCUCCUUCGGCAUCGGUUCCUCUCACCAGCCAAUGCCCUGAGAUAUGA
This is a messenger RNA of Euleptes europaea (tarantolino), 1443 nucleotides long. RefSeq names its product solute carrier family 16 member 11 (gene SLC16A11). The record is from RefSeq and is a predicted model, not a curated record. The transcript is spliced from 5 exons. NCBI's taxonomy places the organism in Eukaryota, Metazoa, Chordata, Lepidosauria, Squamata, Sphaerodactylidae. Gene Ontology annotation, biological process: transmembrane transport; monocarboxylic acid transport. Bases 1 to 1443 code for a protein of 480 amino acids. Gene Ontology annotation, molecular function: monocarboxylic acid transmembrane transporter activity.